CAGUGAGAAUCACAGAGACAGAUAGCUGGAGAACUUUGUCCGGUUCAUUGGAAGAGAGUAUCUGAGUGGAUCACCCGGUGUUCUUCUACAUAAUAUAUAAAUACAUAAAUAAAUAAAACUAAUAUAUUUUAAAUCAACAGGGAUUUAUAAACUGAAAUGAUUUUCCAAUAAAACUUUUACAAUGUGUCUUUCAAUAUAAUACAGUAUUUGGGAAGUAGACAGAAACAACAGCUGCUCAUAUUUGAACUGAUCCACGUCUAAACUUAGCAAGCAGCUUUUGAAAGGAGGACGGUUGCUUAUUGUCCUGCUAUUUCUUCCUUCUAUGAGUUCAGGCACAUCGUGAAGGAUCUGACUGGAUGUAAAACAAUUUGAACCAGAAAUAUGGAAGAUGAUCCUAAAUGGAGCGGUUCUGCUCAGCCUGCCUCUGCAAGGACUUUCAGUGCGCAUCCUUGCAAAAAAAAGUCGCCGAAGAGCGUCUCGGCUUGGUCGGGGAUUGCAUUCUGCUGCGUUUUGUCCAUGUUGUCCAUGGGGUUUUGCAUGUUGGUGUACCUGCGGACCUCGGAGCUGCAGUCUAGAGUUUUAAACUUGGAGAAGGAGAGAGACACUCACGUAACAGCUUGGAUUUCGCUGGACCAAAUGGAACCCGUUAUAUUGGGAAAGCUCGACCAGCUUUUGGAAGAGAAACUGACCGCCCGCUUGCCUCGGACCAGAGAAGCCAGAGAAGCCCCCCACAGCUGCGUCUGCCCCCCAGGGCCACCAGGAGCGAGAGGAAAGCGAGGUCGCAAUGGGGAUCCAGGACCACCUGGUGCACCAGGGGAGCCAGGCAUGUCCAUUAUCGGGCCACGCGGACCUCCUGGCCAGCCAGGAUCGAGAGGAUUCCCUGGAUUCCCGGGCCCAAUUGGUAUGGAUGGAAAACCGGGUCUGACUGGUCUGAAAGGUGACAUGGGUACAAAGGGACUUAAAGGAGAUUAUGGUGAACCUGGCCUCAAAGGUGAAAAGGGUAUGUGCGGAGACUAUGCUCACAGGCUAUUACCUAUCCUGAACACUGUGCGCACGCUGUCUCCACUGACGCCUGUAAUCAGAAAGCGGUACCAGGGUGAGCAGGGGCAAGCUGGGAUUCAAGGACCCCCCGGACCCCCAGGCCCCCCUGGGCCCCUAGGAGCCACAGGACCAUCAGGGCCCAGCGGAACUCCAGGUAAGCCUGGUGAAACUGGAAAGCCAGGGAAAGAUGGCAAGGGUGAACCAGGAAUUCCAGGCAUCCCUGGGAGAAAGGGAGAUGGUGGUGAGCCAGGCCCCCCUGGACCUGCAGGCCCACAGGGCUCAAAGGGAGACAGAGGUUUCAAGGGAGUGGAAGGGAAAACAGGCCAGCCGGGAGAGAAAGGAGAAAAGGGGGAGAAAGGGAGUCCUGGAGAGUCUGGAUUGCCUGGCUUCCCUGGAACAAAGGGCGAGAAGGGUGAGCUGAGCACUGCAGCCAGUGGAAUCAAAGGAGAGCCGGGCAUGCCAGGGAUGCAGGGGGAGAAAGGAGACAAGGGCUUAAAGGGUGACUCUGGAGUUCCUGGACCAGAAGGACCAUCUGGACCAAGAGGUCCGCCCGGUCCAGCAGGGGAACCUGGAAAGACUGAGAUGCUCGACUACAACAGCAAUGUGGAUGAAAAGCUGCAGGAAAUAAGGACAUUAGCUUUGCUGGGUCCCCCUGGUCUACCAGGGCCCCCUGGCCCCUCAGGAACACCAGGAACGAAGGGAGAAAUGGGGUUACCUGGUGCACCUGGUCUUGAUGGGGAGAAGGGCCCCCGAGGGAAAGCAGGCGAGCAGGGCCCCCCUGGCCCUGAGGGCCCCAAAGGCAGGGAUGGUUUCACCGGGCAGAAGGGGGAGCCAGGAAUCAUGGGCUUCACUGGGCCGAAAGGAGACAAGGGAGACCUAGGUCCAGCUGGUGCUCCGGUUAGUGGCCCCCCAGGUCUCCCGGGAGCAGAGGGACCGGCCGGGCCCCUGGGACCUCCGGGACUUUCAGGGCCAAAGGGUGAGGCAGGAAGAGAUGGCAGGAAGGGUGACAAGGGGGAUCUGGGAGAGAAGGGAGAGAAAGGAGACAGAGGCCCUCUGGGACUGCCCGGUGCUCAUGGUUUAGACGGCAGGCCUGGCCCAGUGGGAGUUAUGGGACCAAUGGGUGCACCAGGGCCAGCAGGACCAAAAGGAGAGGGGGGAGACAAGGGAGACCCCGGACCUGCAGGACCAGCCGGGACCCCAGGAAUCCCUGGUUUAGUAGGACCACCGGGAGAGAAAGGAAACCGGGGGGAGAGGGGAAAGAGAGGCAACAGGGGGAACAAAGGGGAUAAGGGAGACCAAGGAGCACCUGGAUUGGAUGCACCAUGUCCUUUGGGUGAAGAUGGCUUGCCGGUGCAGGGAUGUUGGAAUAAAUGAUGAAUUUAACCCUGGAAUGGCAUGUGUGAUUGUACAGAGAAUAUUUAUUUUUUUACUUUUCUUUGAUUUUUUUGUGCUUGCUCUCUAUGUUUUAUGGCAGAAGAAGAAACAAAAAACAAUUGUAGUAUUUUACUAUGGGCCUAUAUUGUACAGAAUUGUACUAUUUUAAUACAUGCCUAUGUUGUACAGAAUUCUGGAUUAUGUUUAGAUAGGAAUCAGUUUUUUGUAUCGAUUAAGAAAUACCGAUGUAUCAUUUGCAUGAUAUUUGUGCAUUACUGUCUGUGAUGGGAUGCUGCAUAUUAACUUAUUGUAUCAUAAUAAAUACAGAGAGACCCUGCUGCACUAAUAUGUAAAACUGGAAAGAGCAGCUUGCUUUGUUAAAACCUGAUAAGAAUGCCUGAAAAGAGCUCCAUAUUGGAAGGGGAUACAAAUGAUGGGGAACCCUCCCUUCAGUCAAAUGGAGCUUGAGCACUUGAGAGUGAAAAGGGGGCAGGGGUUGUAACCUUUUCUAAUGGUAACUGACACUGGCAGUACUGAUAAAAGCAGGUACGACAACACCAUACAGCAGUGCUAUAGGCACUGUAUGAUAUAUAU
Messenger RNA from Polyodon spathula (Mississippi paddlefish), 3009 nucleotides. It is a transcript of the gene col13a1, whose product is annotated as collagen, type XIII, alpha 1. Bases 382 to 2415 code for a protein of 677 amino acids. Lineage: Eukaryota; Metazoa; Chordata; Actinopteri; Acipenseriformes; Polyodontidae. The record is from RefSeq and is a predicted model, not a curated record. The transcript is spliced from 37 exons.